AUGGCGGAAAAGGAACUCAAAUGGUACAACAUCUUGAAGGUUCUUUUCGGAACCAUUUUAAGCAUUGCUGACCCGAUCACUGAUGUUCUCACACUGGUGGAAUUCUACCGCACAGAUCACAAGACGUGGUUCGGUGUGGGGCUUACAUUCAUUAUUUUGCCAAGUUUGUUUUUUCUUUUGAUUAACUACGUUUUACGUUUGAUGUCUGAUGCUUCAGGGAGGAUCUGGGGGUCAAAUGAUCAUGAAGAGAGCAAGUUUGAGGCUUGCAAAUUCACACAUGUUUUAGUCCUUGGAUGCAAUCCACUCUAUCCUGCCUGGCUGAAACUGCGAACGCUUUAUUGCUACCUAAAGAAGUUACUAAAACGCAGGCAAGGUAAUAACACCCAUCAAAUGUAUGGCGGAUACUCAGAAGAAGAGGAAGAGUUGGAUGAUCUACUGCGGUUCAGCGAACUCGGUGUUCUGGCCGAGGCCGCUCUCGAAUCAGCUCCUCAGUUUAUUAUUCAGUUGUACGCCAUGGCUGUUCAACAGCAAUCUGUGUCGAUCAUUCAAAUGGUUUCCCUGCCCGUGUCUUUCCUCAGCUUGGCUUGGGCGUCUACUGUUGCUGAUAAGACUGGUACGUUACCUGGCAAUUACAGACGACACCCCUAUUUCGGCGUGAAAGAUACAGUUCUACUAUUUGUAACGCACUUAUUUAUUUUAAGCAGUCGACUCUUUGCAGUUGCUUUGUUCACUGUAAGCUACAAGUGGUGGGUUAUCAGUGUUUUGAUCCUUCACUGUACGAUGAUAACGAUAUGUGACAGAGUUUGGCUUUGUAGAGGAAUAAGCGUUCACACAAUCGACGACGACCGAUUUAUGCCGAUUCUGUUUUUCUGCUUCCAUUGGCUACGAGAUGAUUUGUCAAUAAUUGGUUUCUACGGCGAAAACAGACGUUUAACAAUGAAGUUGAUCUCCAACGUGCUCUUUGUGAUAGAAAACCUCACCAUGAUCCUGCUGUUUUAUUUCAGUCAUUUCCCUCACACCUGGUACUCCUUACCAGUCACCAUCUGUGUAUGUUUAUUUGCUGUUCUAGGAGCCGUAAUGAGACUUACUCACUUUUAUUACUCACAGAGAAGGAAUCAGUCGGAAUCCAGUAGUGGAUAUAGCAUAGAAAGACCA
Porites lobata is the source of this 1155-nucleotide messenger RNA. The record is from the annotation of a GenBank genome assembly. Lineage: Eukaryota; Metazoa; Cnidaria; Anthozoa; Scleractinia; Poritidae.